Messenger RNA from Uranotaenia lowii, 3675 nucleotides. Its product is annotated as trichohyalin-like. The record is from RefSeq and is a predicted model, not a curated record. The coding region runs from base 1 to 3588 and encodes 1195 amino acids. The transcript has 3 exons. NCBI's taxonomy places the organism in Eukaryota, Metazoa, Arthropoda, Insecta, Diptera, Culicidae.
AUGUGGUUCAAAGUGAAAGCUCUAGUGCUGUUUGCAGCCGUUGGGCUCCAAGUUAUUGCCGGUCAGAAGGAACCGCCAGUAACGGAGCUGCCCUACAAUCCUGAUUUUUUUACCGCAAUACCAGUAGAUUUGUACAUACCAGAAGCCUACACUGGGCCUUAUUACGGGAUUAUUCCCCCGUCUCUCCAGGGUGUUGAUGGAACCAUAUCCGAAGGUGGAGCUGUAGUUGGUGGUUUUCCUCCAUCAUUCCAGGGCGUUGAUGGAACCGUAUCCGGAGGUGAAGCUGUAGUUGGUGGUAUUCCCCCGUCACUUCAGGGCGUUGACGGAACCGUAUCCGGAGGUGGAGCUGUAGUUGGUGGUAUUCCCCCGUCACUCCAGGGCGUUGAUGGAACCGUUUCCGGAGGUGGAGCUGUAGUUGGUGGUAUUCCCCCGUCACUUGAGGGUGUUGAUGGAACCUUACCCGGAGCUGGAGCUGGAUCAGGAACUGGAACCGGAGCUGGAGCCGGAGCUGGAACUGGAUCCGGAGCUGGAGCCGGAACAGGAGCCGGAGCCGAAAUUGGAACUGGAACUGGACCUGUACCCGGAACUGGAUCCGGGGCAGAAGCCGGAGCCGGAUCGGGAACUGGGCCUGUACUGGAACUGGAACUGGAACAGGAACUGGAGCCGGAGCUGGAGCAGGAACUGGAACAGCUACAGGAGCUGAAACCGGAACUGGAGCCGGAGCAGGAGCCGAAGCCGGAGCUGGUGCCGGAGCAGGAGCCGGUGCCGGAACUGGGACUGGAACUGGAACAGGAACUGGAACUGGAGCCGGAGCUGGAACUGAAACCGGAACUGGAGCAGGAACCGGAACAGGCACAGGCACAGGCACAAGCACAGGUACAGGAACAGGCACAGGCACAGGCACAGGCACAGGCACAGGCACAGGCACAGACACAGGCACAAGUACAGGCACAGGCACAGGCACAGGCACAAGCACAGGCACAGGCACAGGCACAGGAACAGGAACUGAAGCCGGAGCUGGGACUGAAACCGGAACUGGAACAGGAACUGGAACAGGCACAGGCACAAGCACAGGCACAGGCACAGGUACAGGCACAGGCACAGGUACAGGCGCAGGAACAGGAUCUGAAACAGGAACUGGAUCAGGAACUGGAUCAGGAACUGGAUCAGGAACUGGAUCAGGAACUGGGUCAGGAACUGGAUCAGAAACUGGAUCAGAAACUGGAACAGGAACUGGAACAGGAUCUGGAACAGGAACUGGAACAGAAGCUGGAACAGGAUCUGGAACUGGAACUGGAACAGGAUCUGGUACAGGAACUGGAACAGGAACUGGAACAGGAACUGGAACAGGAACUGGAACAGGAACUGGAACAGGAACUGGAACAGGAACUGGAACAGGAACUGGAACAGGAACUGGAACAGGAACUGGAACAGGAACUGGAACAGGAACUGGAACAGGAACUGGAACAGGAACUGGAACUGGAACAGGAACAGAAACAGGAACAGGAACAGGAACAGGAACUGGAACUGGAACAGGAUCUGGAACAGGAACUGGAACUGGAACUGGAACAGGAACUGGAACAGGAACUGGAACAGGAACUGGAACAGGAACUGGAACAGGAACUGGAACAGGAACUGGAACAGGAACUGGAACAGGAACUGGAACAGGAACUGGAACAGGAACUGGAACAGGAACUGGAACAGGAACUGGAACAGGAACUGGAACAGGAACUGGAACAGGAACUGGAACAGGAACUGGAACAGGAACUGGAACAGGAACUGGAACAGGAACUGGAACAGGAACUGGAACAGGAACUGGAACAGGAACUGGAACAGGAACUGGAACAGGAACUGGAACAGGAACUGGAACAGGAACUGGAACAGGAACUGGAACAGGAACUGGAACAGGAACUGGAACAGGAACUGGAACAGGAACUGGAACAGGAACUGGAACAGGAACUGGAACAGGAACUGGAACAGGAACUGGAACAGGAACUGGAACAGGAUCUGGUACAGGAACUGGAACUGGAACUGGAACAGGAACUGGAACAGGAACUGGAACAGGAACUGGAACAGGAACUGGAACAGGAACUGGAACAGGAACUGGAACAGGAACUGGAACAGGAACUGGAACAGGAACUGGAACAGGAACUGGAACAGGAACUGGAACAGGAACUGGAACAGGAUCUGGUACAGGAACUGGAACUGGAACUGGAACAGGAACUGGAACAGGAACUGGAACAGGAACUGGAACAGGAACUGGAACAGGAACUGGAACAGGAACUGGAACAGGAACUGGAACAGGAACUGGAACAGGAACUGGAACUGGAACAGGAACAGAAACAGGAACAGGAACAGGAACAGGAACUGGAACUGGAACAGGAUCUGGAACAGGAACUGGAACUGGAACUGGAACAGGAUCUGGUACAGGAUCUGGUACCGGAUCUGGAACAGGAUCUGAAACAGGAUCUGGAACAGGAACUGGAACAGAAACUGGAACAGAAACUGGAACAGGAACCGGAACAGGAACUGGAACUGAAACAGGAACUGGAACAGGAUCUGGAACAGGAUCUGGUACAGGAUCUGGUACAGGAUCUGGUACAGGAUCUGGAACAGGAUCUGGAACAGGAUCUGAAACAGGAACUGGAACAGAAACUGGAACAGGAACCGGAACAGGAACUGGAACAGGAACUGAAACAGGAACUGGAACAGGAUCUGAAACAGGAUCUGGUACAGGAACUGGAACAGGAACUGGAACUGGAACCGGAACUGAAACAGGAACUGGAACAGGAUCUGGAACAGGAUCUGGUACAGGAUCUGGUACAGGAUCUGGAACAGGAUCUGGAACAGGAUCUGAAACAGGAACUGGAACAGAAACUGGAACAGGAACCGGAACAGGAACUGGAACAGGAACUGGAACUGGAACAGGAACUGGAACAGGAUCUGAAACAGGAUCUGGUACAGGAACUGGAACAGGAACUGGAACUGGAACCGGAACUGGAACCGGAACUGGAUCAGGAUCUGGAACAGGAACAGGAACAGGAACAGGGACAGGAACAGGAACAGGAACAGGAACUGGAACUGGAGCUGGAACUGGAACUGGAACAGGAACUGGAACUGGAACUGGAACAGGAACUGAAACAGGAACUGGAACAGGAACUGAAACAGGAACUGGAUCAGGAACAGGAACUGAAACUGGAACUGGAACAGGAACAGGAACAGGAACUGGAACAGGAACAGGAACAGGAACUGGAACUGGAACUGGAACAGGAACUGGAACAGGAACUGAAACAGGAACUGGAUCAGGAACUGGAUCAGGAACAGGAACUGAAACUGGAACUGGAACAGGAACAGGAACAGGAACUGAAACAGGAACUGGAACAGGAACAGGAACUGGAACUGGAACAGGAACAGGAACUGGAACAGGAACUGAAACAGGAACUGGAACAGGAACAGGAACUGGUACAGGAACUGGAACAGGAUCUGGAACAGGAUCUGGAACAGAAACAGGAACUACCGAGACAGUGGAAAGCACAACAAUGCCACUUGUUAUUGCACCAGGCCCAGGUCCGGAUCCGUUCGAAAUAGUCGACCUCGCCAAUGGUGAUGCCGAAUACUCGAUCAGUUACUUCAAAAGGGUUUACAAUUCGACAACCAACAGUGCCGUUUCACCGA